AUGUCUGCAUCACUUCCUGGUAAUCGGGAUCUUCCAGUUUCCCAAUAUGACUUGAGCACAUAUUGGGGUCGUGUUCGCCAUGCAGCAGACAUUUCCGACCCACGAAUGCUGCUUGUCUCGUCUGCUGGAUUAGAGCAUUCAAAGCGUCUCAUCUCUCUGUACAAACAGAAUCAGAUCCAAGAGAUGACCCCGGAAUUGUGGCGUGCGAAGAAGGUGGUCGAUUCGACACUACAUCCAGAUAAUGGCAAACCAGUCAUGAUGCCAUUUCGCAUGUCAGGAUAUGUGCUUUCUAACUUGUUUGUUACGGCCGGCAUGCUUACACCUGGUCUCCAGACCACUGGCACUCUUCUGUGGCAGAUUGCCAAUCAAUCGCUCAAUGUUGCAGUGAACAAUGCCAAUGCUAACAAAUCGACUCCACUAUCAACAUCGCAAAUAGCAAAGUCAUAUCUUCUAGCCGUCUCAGCCUCCUGCUCUGUGGCCUUAGGACUCAAUGCUCUAGUACCACGACUGAAAGGCAUAUCUCCAGAGAGGCGCCUUAUUCUAACACGUCUGGUACCUUUUGCUGCUGUCGCCAGUGCUAGCGCACUAAACGUGUUCCUCAUGCGCGGCGAAGAAAUUCGCCAGGGCAUAGAUAUUUAUCCCGUCCUAUCUGACGAGGAACGGACUCAGCGAGAACAGUCUGAAGAUGCCAAGCCACUUCAGAGCCUAGGCAAGAGUAGAAAGGCUGCUACUAUUGCCGUUGGCGAGACUGCUAUCAGCCGUGUGAUCACUGCUACGCCUAUCAUGGUUCUUCCGCCCCUGAUUCUAGUCCGUUUGGAGAAGACCCAGUGGCUUUGUGCAAAUCCACGGAUGGUCCUUCCUGUUAAUCUGGGACUGAUUCUAACUACAUCACUGUUUGCGCUUCCUUUUGCUUUGGCUAUUUUCCCUCAACGGCAGGCUAUCAGUGUUGAUAGUCUUGAGGAAGAGUUCCAGGGUCGUGGUGGGCAUGGUGGUAUGGUUGAAUUCAAUCGUGGAAUGUAA
Penicillium taxi is the source of this 1020-nucleotide messenger RNA. RefSeq names its product sideroflexin family transporter. The transcript has 4 exons. Lineage: Eukaryota; Fungi; Ascomycota; Eurotiomycetes; Eurotiales; Aspergillaceae. The coding region runs from base 1 to 1020 and encodes 339 amino acids. Gene Ontology annotation, biological process: monoatomic ion transport; mitochondrial transmembrane transport. The record is from RefSeq and is a predicted model, not a curated record. Gene Ontology annotation, molecular function: monoatomic ion transmembrane transporter activity. Gene Ontology annotation, cellular component: mitochondrial inner membrane.